Culex quinquefasciatus (southern house mosquito) is the source of this 2533-nucleotide messenger RNA. It is a transcript of the gene nAChRalpha4, whose product is annotated as acetylcholine receptor subunit alpha-like. Gene Ontology annotation, biological process: nervous system process; monoatomic ion transmembrane transport; chemical synaptic transmission. The transcript has 13 exons. Bases 499 to 2175 code for a protein of 558 amino acids. Gene Ontology annotation, molecular function: acetylcholine-gated monoatomic cation-selective channel activity; transmembrane signaling receptor activity. Lineage: Eukaryota; Metazoa; Arthropoda; Insecta; Diptera; Culicidae. Gene Ontology annotation, cellular component: postsynaptic membrane; synapse; neuron projection. The record is from RefSeq and is a predicted model, not a curated record.
AUCCCUUUUUCGAACGGCAGGAAAAAUUUUCAGUGAGCAUUUGAGUGUCCGAACGAACGAACGUCUUCUUCCGAGGAAAAUUCCACACGAGAACCACCCCUUUGUGACUGUGACUGACUGACUGUGUGUGUUUGUGUUCGCUUUUGGGGCCCUUUUUGGUGUGAAUCAUUUUGUGAAUCAAGUUGGCCAGGAGGAAAUUCGUUGUUUUAAUUACUGCCGCGAGCGAAAAGCACGGAGGGAAAUUAGCAACGACGGCAAGAAGGAUGUAAUUAUAAUCGCUCCCGGUCUACCAUUAUUGUAAUGCACCAAUCCGCAAAACGCAGACGAAGAAGAAGAACAAAAGUGGAACCGACUUUUCGACGUCGUCGGUGAAUCAUUGAUGAGGACCUAAGUGAGAAAGCUCCCGCCCCGACAAAACAAGACGAAAAAGAAGAAAAAAAACUCACCGUCGAAAGAAGCCUAAGAACAAGAAGAAAAAAACGCCUAAUUGCCAUCGCCAUGAAAAAGAUUCCGCCCACCUCGGGCGAGACGCUGCGAGCGUGGCUGUUGUCGGCCCUCGUGGUCCACGGAGCGGUCGCCGGUAAUCCGGACGCGAAACGCCUCUACGACGACCUGCUCAGCAACUACAACAAGCUGGUCCGGCCCGUGGUGAACACGUCGGACGUGCUGCGGGUCUGCAUCAAGCUCAAGCUGUCCCAGCUGAUCGAUGUGAACCUUAAAAAUCAAAUUAUGACCACAAACCUUUGGGUCGAACAGUCCUGGUACGACUACAAGCUACGCUGGGAGCCGAAGGAGUACGGGGGCGUGCAGAUGCUGCACGUCCCGUCCGACCACAUCUGGCGCCCGGACAUUGUGCUGUACAACAAUGCUGACGGUCAUUAUGAAGUAACGCUAAUGACUAAAGCAACAGUUUAUAAUACUGGUCUAGUAAUUUGGCAGCCACCUGCAGUGUACAAAUCGUCGUGUUCAAUCGAUGUUGAAUAUUUUCCAUACGACGUACAAACGUGUGUCUUAAAGCUAGGAAGCUGGACCUAUGACGGGUUUAAGGUUGACCUGCGGCACAUGGACGAACAGACGGGCAGUAACAUUGUGAACGUCGGAGUCGAUCUGUCCGAGUUUUACAUGUCCGUAGAGUGGGACAUCCUGGAAGUGCCGGCCGUGAGAAACGAAAAGUUCUACACCUGUUGCGACGAGCCCUACCUGGACAUUACGUUCAACAUUACGAUGCGGCGGAAAACGCUCUUCUACACCGUCAACAUCAUAAUCCCGUGCAUGGGCAUCUCGUUCCUGACCGUGCUCACGUUCUACCUGCCGUCGGACAGUGGCGAGAAGGUCACGCUAUCCAUCUCGAUCCUGAUUAGUCUCCACGUGUUCUUCCUCCUGGUCGUCGAAAUCAUUCCGCCAACGUCCCUAGUCGUGCCUUUGCUGGGAAAAUAUUUGAUAUUCGCUAUGAUCCUGGUUUCGAUAAGUAUAUGCGUCACGGUGGUUGUUCUGAAUGUUCACUUCCGGUCACCGCAGACGCACCGAAUGGCACCGUGGGUCAAAUCGGUUUUCAUCGAUUUUCUACCCCGAUUUCUGUUCCUGAAGCGACCGAAUUACAUCGAAAAUCACAGAAAAUUGUUACCAAAAGAACCACACGCUUGCUUUUAUCCUUAUUAUUCGACCACCACAUUAAAUCGCGUAGCUCGUUUUCAUAAUAGGACAUCAUCAAAAGAUGAUCUAUCUCCGCUAAGCCUGUCAGGAACGGGCCCGUUCGGUGGCAGCUGCCAGAUUCACGGUCCCGCCCUCGGGAUGCCGCACUCCGAGUCGGAGGAGCUGUCGCUGUCGACGGCGGCCGACACGGCCGUCCCGUCCGGCAUCAAGAGUCCCGUGUUCAAGCAUCCGCCCUUUUCGCACUCGAGCUGCCCGGUGGAGAUGCACCGGAGCUGCUUCUGCGUGCGGUUCAUCGCGGAGCACACCAAAAUGCUCGAGGACUCGACGAAGGUCAAGGAGGACUGGAAGUACGUGGCCAUGGUGCUGGACCGGCUGUUCCUGUGGAUCUUCACGCUGGCCGUGGUGGCCGGGACGGCCGGCAUCAUCCUGCAGGCGCCGACGCUGUACGACGACCGAAUACCGAUCGACAAAACGUUCGACGACUUUGCCACCUCGACCGUGGUCCGUUGCCCGCCGCAAUAGCAGCCUGCAGGGCUGGUGGUUUGCGGCCUGCUGGCGGCUAUUGUUUUCGUGUGCGCCGUCGGAAUGAGUGCCUGCGUGGUGAUGUACGAGAAGACGCUGGUGGUUCGCGGCAGGUUCUUUUGAGCUGUUCUGGUUUUUUUUUUGAGUUUGGCUCUCUCACUUUCUCUCUGCAGCUGAUUUGCUCAAUAACACACACACACUACCGUUACUGAUUUGUGAUCAAAGUUUGAAGGGUUAGCGCGCAUCAGCACGAACGCUAGUACGGGUGAGUUCACGCUGAGCUCUGGUAUGGCACGAUUGGUUCGCGAGGCGGUUUAGGUUUCAUACGUCAAACUGCCUGUUUGAGCGCAAAGGCGUU